CUCGCCCCGCAGAAGUUUGCCCGGCGCUUCCCAGCUGCCCGGUCCCGGGCUCGCGCCGCGCGGAGAGCCGCCGCCUCCUCCUGCUUCUGCCGCCGCCGCCUCCCCCUGCUUCUGCCGCCGCCCUGUUCUCUCGGGGUUCGUUGUCUGAGGGGACAGACGCUCCGCUUGCGGGAAGUUGAGGCGAACGAGGGCGAGUGCUGAGGAGCCGCGGAGGGCGCCGUUCCUGUGACAGCGUUGAGUCCCGACGCCGGGCGCGCGCGGGGCCCCGGCCUCGGCCCGGGCGAACCUCGCCCACCUCCCCGCGGCCGCCGGGCGGGCGGCGGGCGGGCGAUGCGGCCGCCGAGUCCCGCGGCGGCGUCGACCAGGAGGGCGCCCCGGAGGGUCUAGAAGAGAGCUUGUUUCUGCCCCUUGGAGACGGGAGCAUGGAGUCGUGAGCGCUCCCCUUCCCCCGCACUCCGCUCCCCCGGCCGGCGAGGCCGCCGCCGCCGCCGCCCCCCCGGGCAAACUCCCCAUGGCCGGGACGUACAGCUCCACUCUGAAGACGCUGGAGGACUUGACCUUGGACUCCGGCUAUGGGGCCGGGGACUCGUGCCGCUCCCUCAGCCUCUCGUCCUCCAAGUCCAACUCGCAGGCGCUCAACUCUUCCUCGGCGCCGCCGCAGCCCCGCGGGGCGGCGGCCUGGUGGUGCUACUCGGGCUCCAUGAACAGCCGCCACAACAGCUGGGACACGGUGAACACGGUGCUGCCCGAGGACCCCGAGGUGGCCGACCUCUUCUCGCGCUGCCCGCGCCUCCCCGAGCUGGAGGAGUUCCCCUGGACCGAGGCGGACGUGGCCCGGGUGCUGCGCAAAGGCCGGCGGCCGGCCCUCUUGUCGGCCGAGGCGGUGCGGCGCCUGGCGGGGCUCCUGCGCCGGGCGCUCAUCCGCGUGGCCCGCGAGGCGCAGCGGCUGAGCGUGCUGCACGCCAAGUGCACCCGCUUCGAGGUGCAGAGCGCCGUGCGCCUGGUGCACAGCUGGGCGCUGGCGGAGAGCUGCGCGCUGGCCGCCGUGCAGGCGCUGUCCCUGUACAGCAUGAGCGCGGGCGACGGGCUGCGCCGCGGCAAGUCGGCGCGCUGCGGCCUCACCUUCUCCGUGGGCCGCUUCUUCCGCUGGAUGGUGGACACGCGCAUCUCGGUGCGCAUCCACGAGUACGCGGCCAUCUCGCUGACGGCGUGCAUGGAGAACCUGGUGGAGGAGAUCCGGGCCCGCGUGCAGGCCAGCCAGAGCCCCGACGGGGGAGGGGCCGGCGGCGGCGGCGGGGAGGUGUCCGCCGAGGCCCUGGAGAUGGUCAUCAACAACGACGCGGAGCUCUGGGGCGUCCUGCAGCCCUACGAGCACCUCAUCUGCGGCAAGAACGCCAACGGUGUCCUCUCCCUCCCGGCCUACUUCAGCCCCUACAACGGCGGCGGCUCCCUGGCCCAGGACGAGCGCGCCGACGCCUACGCGCAGCUGGAGCUCCGCACCCUGGAGCAGUCCCUCCUGGCCACCUGCGUGGGGAGCAUCUCCGAGCUGAGUGACCUGGUGUCCAGAGCCAUGCACCACAUGCAGGGGCGCCGCCUCCUGUGUCCCGGCUCCAGCCCUGCCCGGCAGGCCCGCCAGCCGCCCCAGCCCAUCACCUGGUCCCCCGACGCCCUCCACACUCUCUACUACUUCCUGCGGUGCCCACAGAUGGAGUCCAUGGAGAACCCCAACCUGGAACCCCCGAGAAUGGCCCUGAACAAUGAGCGGCCCUUCAUGCUGCUGCCGCCUCUGAUGGAGUGGAUGCGCGUGGCCGUCACCUACGCGGAGCACCGGCGAAGCCUCACCGUGGACAGCGGUGACCUCCGGCAGGCCGCCCGGCUGCUGCUGCCCGGCCUGGACUGCGAGCCCCGGCAGCUCAAACCAGAGUGCUGCUUCAGCUCCUUCCGGCGGCUGGAUGCCCGCGCGGCUACCGAGAAGUUCAGCCAGGACCUGGGCUUCCGCAUGCUCAACUGCGGGAGGACGGACCUCAUCCACCAGGCGAUCGCGGCCCUGGGCCCCGACGGCGUCAACACCAUGGACGACCAGGGGAUGACGCCGCUGAUGUACGCCUGUGCGGCUGGGGACGAAGCCAUGGUCCAGAUGCUGAUCGACGCGGGAGCAAACUUGGACAUCCAGGUUCCUAGCAACUCUCCCAGGCACCCCUCCAUUCACCCCGACAGCCGGCACUGGACGGCGCUGACAUUCGCUGUGCUGCACGGACACAUCUCUGUGGUCCAGUUGCUGCUGGACGCCGGUGCCCACGUGGAGGGCUCGGCGGUGAACAGCGGCGAGGACAGCUACGCGGAGACGCCCCUGCAGCUCGCCUCUGCGGCUGGGAACUACGAGCUGGUCAGCCUGUUGCUGAGCCGCGGCGCCGACCCCCUCCUCAGCGUGCUCGAGGCCAACGGCAUGGCCUCCUCCCUCCAUGAGGACAUGAACUGCUUCAGCUACUCGGCGGCCCACGGCCACAGGAACGUCCUGCGGAAGCUCCUGACGCAGCCGCAGCAGGCCAAGGCGGACGUGCUGUCCCUGGAGGAGAUCCUGGCCGAGGGCGUGGAGGAAAGCGAUGCGUCCAGCCAGGGCAGCGGCGGCGAGGGGCCCGUGCGGCUGAGCCGGACCCGCACGAAGGCCCUGCAGGAGGCCAUGUACUACAGCGCGGAGCACGGCUACGUGGACAUCACCAUGGAGCUGAGGGCGCUGGGCGUCCCCUGGAAGCUGCACGUGUGGAUCGAGUCGCUGAGGACCUCCUUCUCGCAGUCGCGGUACUCCGUGGUGCAGAGCCUCCUGCGGGACUUCGGCUCCCUCAAGGAGGAGGAGUACAACGAGGAGCUGGUCACCGAGGGCCUGCAGCUCAUGUUCACCAUCCUCAAGACCAGCAAGAACGACUCGGUCAUCCAGCAGCUGGCCGCCAUCUUCACGCACUGCUACGGCAACAGCCCCAUUCCCAGCAUCCCUGAGAUCCGCAAGACCCUGCCCGCCCGACUAGACCCCCACUUUCUGAACAACAAGGAGAUGUCGGAUGUGACCUUCCUCGUGGAGGGCAAGCUGUUCUAUGCACAUAAAGUCCUGCUGGUGACGGCGUCCAACAGGUUCAAGACGCUGAUGACCAAUAAAUCAGAACAAGAUGGCGACAGCAGCAAAACUAUCGAGAUCAGCGACAUGAAGUACCACAUCUUCCAGAUGAUGAUGCAGUAUCUGUACCACGGAGGGACGGAAUCCAUGCACAUCCCCACCGCCGACAUCCUGGAGCUGCUGUCGGCUGCCAGCCUGUUCCAGCUGGACGCCCUGCAGAGGCACUGCGAGAUCCUGUGCUCCCAGACCCUCAGCGUGGAGAGCGCCGUCAACACCUACAAGUACGCCAAGAUCCACAACGCCCCGGAGCUGGCCCUGUUCUGCGAGGGCUUCUUCCUGAAGCACAUGAAGGCCCUGCUGGAGCAGGACUCCUUCCGGCAGCUCAUCUACGGCCGCAGCAGCAAGGUGCAGGGCCUGGACCCGCUGCAGGACCUGCAGAGCACGCUGGCCGAGCGCGUGCACUCCGUCUACAUCACCUCCCGCGUGUGAGGCGGGUGGGGAAGGUGGGAGCACUGGACCACAGUGUAGCCAGAGCCCCCCUGCGGGGCUGGUUCUAGGACCUCUCGGAGCCAGGCACACGGAGCUGUUUCUCCUCCCCCAGAC
Molecule: messenger RNA, 3712 nt
Organism: Pipistrellus kuhlii (Kuhl's pipistrelle)
Lineage: Eukaryota; Metazoa; Chordata; Mammalia; Chiroptera; Vespertilionidae
Gene: ABTB2
Product: ankyrin repeat and BTB domain containing 2
Exons: 17
Coding region: 512-3598 (1028 amino acids)
Molecular function (GO): protein heterodimerization activity
Source: RefSeq, a predicted model, not a curated record